Molecule: messenger RNA, 1677 nt
Organism: Elephantulus edwardii (Cape elephant shrew)
Lineage: Eukaryota; Metazoa; Chordata; Mammalia; Macroscelidea; Macroscelididae
Gene: TRAF5
Product: TNF receptor-associated factor 5
Exons: 10
Coding region: 1-1677 (558 amino acids)
Biological process (GO): positive regulation of JNK cascade; regulation of apoptotic process; protein K63-linked ubiquitination
Cellular component (GO): plasma membrane signaling receptor complex
Molecular function (GO): tumor necrosis factor receptor binding; zinc ion binding; thioesterase binding
Source: RefSeq, a predicted model, not a curated record
AUGGCUUAUUCUGAAGAAUAUGGAGGAAACCCUUGUGGUUUCAUCCGCCAGAAUUCUGGCAACUCCAUCUCUUUGGACUUUGAGCCCAACACCGAGUACCGGUUUGUGGAGCUGUUAGAGGAACGCUACAAAUGUGCCUUCUGCCACUCUGUGCUUCACAACCCCCACCAGACAGGGUGCGGGCACCGCUUCUGCCACCACUGCAUCCUGUCCCUCAGGGAAUUAAAUGCAGUACCAAUCUGCCCUGUAGAUAAGGAGGUUAUCAAAACUCAAGAGGUGUUCAAAGACAAUUGCUGUAAAAGGGAAGUCCUCAAUUUGUAUGUAUUUUGUAAAAAUGCUCCAGGAUGUAAUGCCAAGGUUACUCUGGGACGAUACCAGGAACACCUUCUCCAGUGCUUAUUUCAAGCUGUUCAGUGUUCUAAUGAGAACUGUCAGGAACAAGUCCUGCGGAAAGAUCUCCAAGAGCAUCUGAGUGCAUACUGUCAAUUUAGAGAGGAAAAAUGCAUUUACUGCAAGAAGGGUGUGGUGGUCUUCAACCUACAGAAGCAUGAAGAACAUUUGUGUCCUGAGUACCCGAUAUCUUGUCCCAACAAGUGUUUACAGAUUAUUCCAAGAACUGAGGUGAAUGAGCACCUUGCUGUGUGCCCUGAAGCAGAGCAGGACUGUCCAUUUAAGCACUAUGGCUGUACUGUGAAGGGUAAACGGGGCAACCUGAAGGAGCAUGAGCACUCAGCAUUGCGGGAUCAUAUGCUUCUAGUGCUGGAAAAGAAUUUCCAAUUAGAGAAACAGAUUUCUGAUUUAUAUAAGAGCCUAGAAUGGAAAGAAAGUAAGAUCCAGCAGCUCACAGAAACUGUAAAGACAUUUGAAAAGGAAUUCAGGCAGUUUUCGCAGUUGUUUGGCAAAAAUGGAAACUUGCUCUCAAACAUCCAGGCUCUUGCAAGUCAUAUUGACAAAUCUGCUUGGCUUGAGGCUCAAGUGUGCCAGUUAUUACAAACAGCUAACCAGCAACAAAAUAAACUCGACUUGAGGUCUUUGGUGGAAGCGAUUGAUAUGAUUAAACAGAAAAUCACCGUGCUAGAAACCAAUGAUCAAAGAUUAGUGGUUCUGGAAGGCCAGACUAACAAACAUGAUGCCCACAUUAAUAUUCAUAAAGCCCAGCUGAAUAAAAACGAAGAGAGAUUUAAACUGCUGGAGGGUGCCUGCUAUAAUGGAAAGCUCAUCUGGAAGGUGACAGACUAUAAGGUGAAGAAGAGGGAGGCGGUGGAUGGGCACACAGUCUCCAUCUUCAGCCAUCCCUUCUACACCAGCCGAUGUGGCUACCGGCUCUGCGCUAGAGCUUACCUGAAUGGGGACGGGUCCGGGAAGGGGACACACUUGUCCCUGUACUUUGUGGUGAUGCGAGGAGAGUUUGACUCACUGUUGCAGUGGCCAUUCAGACAGAGAGUGACUCUGAUGCUUUUGGACCAAAGCGGCAAAAAGAACCACAUUAUAGAGACCUUCAGGGCUGACCCCAAUAGCAGCAGCUUCAAAAGACCUGAUGGGGAGAUGAACAUCGCAUCUGGCUGUCCCCGCUUUGUGGCUCAUUCCAUACUGGAGAGCACCAAGAACACCUACAUUAAAGAUGACACCCUCUUCCUGAAAGUGGCUGUGGAUUUAACUGACCUAGAGGACCUCUAA